CAUUUGGUAGCUGAUCAGCUGACCAAUAAACCCAAAGGAUAUGCUUUCAUUGAGUACAUGCACACCCGUGACAUGAAAGCUGCAUAUAAACAAGCUGAUGGACAAAAGAUUGACGGUAGAAGAGUUUUGGUUGAUGUCGAGAGAGGUAGAACCGUCCCAAACUGGCGUCCACGCAGGCUUGGUGGUGGACUUGGGACCUCAAGAGUUGGUGGUGGUGAAGAAGUUGUUGGGGAACAACAACCGCAAGGAAGAAUCUCCCAGUCAGAGGAGCCAUCAAAACCACGGGAGGAGCGGUAAAGAUAUU
Camelina sativa (false flax) is the source of this 304-nucleotide messenger RNA. NCBI's taxonomy places the organism in Eukaryota, Viridiplantae, Streptophyta, Magnoliopsida, Brassicales, Brassicaceae. The record is from RefSeq and is a predicted model, not a curated record.